Molecule: messenger RNA, 2470 nt
Organism: Chrysoperla carnea
Lineage: Eukaryota; Metazoa; Arthropoda; Insecta; Neuroptera; Chrysopidae
Product: sulfate transporter-like
Exons: 12
Coding region: 60-2135 (691 amino acids)
Biological process (GO): transmembrane transport
Cellular component (GO): membrane
Molecular function (GO): sulfate transmembrane transporter activity; bicarbonate transmembrane transporter activity; chloride transmembrane transporter activity
Source: RefSeq, a predicted model, not a curated record
GACAAGUUUUAACGAGUGCUCUAUAUUCUAUUAAUAAAUAAAAACAAUAAUACAAAAAUAUGUCAAAAUUCAACAGUAGUGACGAUGAAGAUCAGCCGUUAUUAUUAAAGCCAGAAAUUUAUUAUAUAAAUGGCGAAAACGAUAGGCAUGCUAAUCAUUCACAACAUGAAACUACUUUAUAUCGAAAUCAGGCGCAAAUUUUAGAUCAAUUUCAGAUUGAAACAGAGUAUUCAACUAUACCACCGCCUACAUAUAAAGAUCAUAUUCAAAGGAGAGUACAAAAUUUUGAUUGUAAACGAUUUUUUUAUUCAAUUGUACCAGCUGCAGAAUGGCUACAACAUUAUAACAUUAAAGAAGAUCUUGUCUUUGAUCUGAUAGCAGGAGUCACUGUUGCAGUAUUAAAUGUGCCACAAAGUUUAGCUUAUGCUAUAUUAGCAAACGUUCCAGCACAUUUAGGAUUAUAUAUGUCCUUUUAUCCAGCAUUCAUAUACUUUUUGUUCGGAACAUCAAGGCAAUGUAAUAUUGGAACAUUUGCAAUUAUAUGUUUAUUGACUGGUAAAAUUGUACUGAAACAUACAUCACAAGCUGAUACAGAUGAAAGUUAUACAUCCACAGAAGUUGGAACAGCUUGUGCAUUAACCGUUGGAAUUAUUCAGAUAUUCAUGUAUACAUUUCAAUUAGGGUUUAUCGGCAGAUUUCUAUCACAUGAUUUCAUCUCUGGAUUUGUAUCAGGUGCAGCGCUUAAUAUUUAUCUUACACAAAUUCCAGAAUUAUUGGGAAUUGAGUUACCAAAACGUGUGGGUUAUUUUAAGCUGUUCCAUGUUUUGGGUGAUAUCUUUGAGAAUAUUAGACAGGUCAAUUUAAUUUCUAUGGCAAUAUCAGUAAUAAGUCUUACUAUAUUAUUGGGAUACAAUAAAUUUUUAAAGCCACGAUUAGCGAGAAAAACAAUAUUUCCAGUACCCAUUGAGUUAAUCAUAGUUAUAAUUACAAUACUUAUAUCAUAUUAUUGCGAAUUUGAAAGAAAAUUUCAUGUCAGAACUGUUGGUUUUAUUCCUGCUGGUUUUCCUCCAUUUGAAUUCCCAAAGAUAAAAUUAAUACCAGAAGUUUUUUUCGAGGCUGUUGGUAUUGCCCUAGUAUCGUACGCACUUCUGUUAUCUGUAGGAAUGCUGAUGGCCACAAAGCAUUUUACUAAAAUUGAUAGCAAUCAAGAGGCUUUAGCCAUGGGUUUAACAAAUAUAUUUUCAAGUUGUUUCCAUUGUUUACCAAGUUCUAUAUCGCUUAGCAGAACAUUGGUACAAGAUUCCGUUGGAGGUCGUACACAAUUAGCUUCAGUAUUUUCUGCUUUAUUUGUUUUAUCUGUGGUGCUGAAAUUAGGAAAAUUUUUUGAACCCUUGCCAAAGGCAACAUUAGCUGUUAUAAUUAUUGUAGCAUUGAAAAAGGCAGUUGCAGAAGUAUUUAAAAUCAAAAGAUACUGGCGUCUUAGCAAAAUAAAUUCAUUGAUUUACAUAAUUACAUUGGCAAUUACUUUAUUCAUUGACAUUCAGCUAGGAUUAUUUGUUGGCUUUGGAGUGUCUAUUGCCGUAAUUCUGUUUCAAGGUUUGAAGCCGUACACAUGUUUAUUAGGAGUAGUUCCUAAUUCUGAUAUAUUUUUAAAUAUAAAAACUCAUAAGAAGGCGAAAGAAAUUCCAAAAGUAAAAAUAUUCCAUUACGCUGGUAGCAUAAAUUUUGCACAAGCAGAAUCAUUUCAAAAUGCACUCUAUACUUUAUUAGAAUGUGAUCCAAUAAAAGUAAUCAAUGCAAGAAAAAAAGAAUUACAAGAUCGUGGUAUAAAAAUCACAAUUACAGAAUUAACACAGGCUGAAGAUCCAUUUGAAUUUAUAAAUCCAGAAUGUAUCGUACCAUUUCAAGUAAUUAUACUGGAUUUUUCAGCAGUUACUUACAUUGAUCCAAUGGGUGUGGAACAAAUAUCAACAAUAGGUCAAUGUUUUAAAAAUUUAAAUGUUGCAGUACUGCUAGCAUGUCCGUCAGAUCCGGUGUUCGAAACUUUAAAAAGAUGUGAUGAUAAUCCCCAAUAUAUUAUGUACCCAACAAUCAAAGAAGCAUUGAAAUAUGCAGUGACGACAAGACAAAUCUGAUUGUACAGAAUUUCCAAAUGUGAUUAAUACAAAAAUAUUAUUAUAGCUUGGUGAGGUGACGUGAAGCAGUUUUAUAUAAGUGGAAGUUAUGGUGAAGCUGUUUGUUCGAAGUGAGUUUUUAUGUGGUCAGCGCGUAAGAACUACAUUAAAACUCACUAAGCCGUGACCACAUAAAAAAAUCACGUCGUAAAAGAACGUGCACAAAUCUGCGUUACCCAAAGAUCCCCAUCUACACAAACCUAUGUCUCGUUAUCUCACUAAUCUUCGUCUCAAUUUGCGCUAGAUUUAUAGUGCAACUACUGUAGAUUUUAAUUAAAUUAAUGUAUUUUUAAUUU